Ochlerotatus camptorhynchus is the source of this 2529-nucleotide messenger RNA. RefSeq lists its product as uncharacterized. Bases 127 to 2529 code for a protein of 800 amino acids. The transcript has 6 exons. Gene Ontology annotation, molecular function: zinc ion binding. The record is from RefSeq and is a predicted model, not a curated record. NCBI's taxonomy places the organism in Eukaryota, Metazoa, Arthropoda, Insecta, Diptera, Culicidae.
CAGCCGCUUCUAGCGCAUUUUCAUCGACAGAAGGAACAACCUAAGCGUCAAAAUAAAUCAAACCACCAACAUCCAAAUGCUGGCAAACUUAGUCAUCACAACCUGUCCUCUCAACAAACUACGAAAAUGGGAAGUACUAUUCACCCACAUUCGUUGCACCAAUCACCAUCGAUUGGAUUGGAAGCUGCUGACGUGGAUUCAGUUUGCAAAUUCAAAAGCCUAUCCCAAACCGCUUUUCAAGCUAGUCCGGACAACGAGCUGCAUGAACCAGGUGAUAUUCCAGUUAAAUUGGAGCUAAAAGAAGAGCCUCAGCCUCAGCUCUCUGUAUCACCCGCUACUGUACGAAGUCGUGUUCAAACCAGGCGAUCCUCGGAUCGACCGGAAAUCCAGGGGCAAUUGGAGACACAUUUCAAGGAAGGAGAUCAGAAACAGCAGCUUCCAGCGCAUUUUCAUCGACAGAAGCAACAACCUAAGGCUGCGGCCAAGCAGCGUAAGAAUAAAUCAAACCACCAACAUCCAAACACUGGCAAACUUAGUCAUGACAACGUGGCCUCACAGAAAACUACAGAAAUGGGUAGUACUAUUCACCCACAUUCGUUCGACCAAUUGCCGUCGAUUGGUUUGGAAGCUGCUGACGUGGAUUUAGUGUGCAAAUUCGAAAGCCUAUCCCAAACCGCUUUUCAAGCUAGUCCGGACAACGAGCUACUUGAACGAGGUGGUAUUUCAGUUAAAUUAGAGCCACAAGAAGAGUCUCAGCCUCAGCUCUCUGUAUCGCCCGCUACAGCAAGACCCAAUCAGGCAUCUCCUGGUGAUGAAGAAGUUCGUGAUUCGUUUGAUGGAUGGCGGGUCCAUAGCAUCGUACCGGUAGCCGAGAUCAAGUCUACCGUAUUGCAGAUCGAGUUUGGAUUCCGGUUCAAAUCUGAAAAUUUCCCUAUUAAAGGAACUAUGCGUUAUUACGACUGUCGACGGAUUAAGUUUCGCUCCCGGCCACAGUGUGAACGAAAACUACUUGUUUUCAUUCCAAACUCUGACGUUCCUGCUACCAUCAGUAUCAGAGGAAAACACACUUGCGCAACAGCCCCACCCGAGCAUUUGGCCCGCACGAAGCUUAAUGAGCAACAGUCAGACUUGAUCGAAGGUUUAUUAAAAUCUGGAAUACCAUCCAAGGAUAUCAAGAAGCACGUCAGAGUGGUGAACAGUACAGUCUCCAAGAAUCAGCUGAACUAUGCCGUGAAAUCAACAAGACAGAAGCUGUUUGGAAAUGGCGUAUUUUCAAUUGGAGAACUGGAAGAGUGGGCAGCGUCAAAAUCUGCGGUUCCGAAUGACGAACGAGAUGGGUUCGUGAUCGGGAAAGAUAUUGAUCACGAAAACAAAUCAUUCCGUGUUAUUUUUUCAUCCAAGCGUCUGCUAUCACUCCUCGCAAAAUUCAACAUUGUGGCAGCCGAUUGCACCUUCAAAGUCACUUUAGAAGGCUAUCCUUUGCUUGUUGUCGUUGUCAUAGACAAUAUGCGGCAUGCACACCCAGUAGCAUUCGGAAUCAUAGCUAAGCAAGAGCAAACUGAUUAUGAGUUUGCUUUUCGAACGAUUACUGGCGCAUGCUCAAGAUUGGGCAUUAAAGUUGUAGUAGAGACUUUCUUGAGUGAUGGAGAGCUUGCAAUGAAAAAUGGGGCGCGUAUCGUAUUCGACGACCCAACAAUUAUAAACUGCUACUUCCACUUCAUGCAAAAUGUUAUAAAACAUUUGAAAAAGUACAAUGAGAUUCCGGAUGAAGUACAUGCUAAGAUAAAACGCGACAUUGGCUUGCUUCAAGUUUCCGCCACAAUAAAACAUUUCACCACUGGGAUAAAGUUGUUUCUGCAAAAAUAUGAACAGUUCCCCAACUUCAUCAACUUUAUGAACAAAUACACUUACGACAACAACUUUUGCCGGUGGUACGAAGCGGCCAAGCCAGGUGCACCAGCUACCAAUAACGCUCUGGAAGCGUUAAACAAAUCGUUGAAGUACAAUCACAUGAACCGGCAAAAGGAACCGUUCUGUUCAUUCAAAGCCAUUAUUUUAAAGAUUAUUUAUGAGUACGGAGAUCCGCUGAGAGACAUUGCCCAGGAAAGAAACUUCAUCAGCAUCACUAAUGAGAGGAAAGCAUUUGACUGGCUCAAAAUGCGGAAAAAAAUGAGAACCUGCCAGGCUCCGAUGGAAGGAAAACAAUAUGUUUAUCUACCAGGAAGGCAAAAAGCAGAAGUUUCCUUACAUGACAUCCAAUCGUUCGAAAAUCCAGAAUACCGCACUUUCGAUCAGUUUGUGGAAGAUUUCGGGAGUUUACAUAGAGUCGACGUAAGCAGCUAUGAGUGGAACUCAUGGAACUGUACUUGCUAUCAUUUUCUAAAGAAAAACUUUUGUUGCCAUGUCCUGGCAGUCGCUGUGAAUCGCGGAAAACACGUCCUGGGUGCAGAGUCGAACACUACUGCUAUGGGUCGAAAGAAACCGGUAGGACGUCCGAAGAUAGUCUCCAAGGCACUGAUUGUUGACUGA